This is a messenger RNA of Caenorhabditis sp. 36 PRJEB53466, 1638 nucleotides long. Lineage: Eukaryota; Metazoa; Nematoda; Chromadorea; Rhabditida; Rhabditidae. The record is from the annotation of a GenBank genome assembly.
AUGUCUGAAGCGUCUCCGAAGAAGGAGACCAACAAUGUGAAGUCGCCAUUGGAAGAAGUCAGAGAAAUUAAGAAGCAGACAGAGCUCGUGAGUUUUUGAAUCCCCGGUUCUUUUCUGAAAUUCGACAAAUUGCAGGUGGAAUCGCAGUCUGUUGCAAAAACGAAUAUCGACCCCGAGUUCAUCACAGUUCAAGACCCGGCCGGGGACGAACCCAUCGAAUUGCCAACUGACGGUUCCGGAUCCGUAUUGAUGACGACCCUCAAUGCAUCGUUCCCCGGGGCCACCGGUCUCAAGUACAAGAAUCCAAAAACUGGCGCAAAUCGAGUCAUUCAGUGAGUGGAUUCUUGGUCAGAACGUGCACGCCAUCUGAUUGUCAGGGUUGACUCUACGGGGCUGAAACUGAUGCCGCCCUCAGAUGGAUGGGACAACAAGACCUUCCAUGUGAUUCAACCACGUGAGUUUUCUUUUGGAUAUCUAGCUCAUUAAGAGAGAAGACCGUCCACGAAUGAAAUGAAAAAAGAGUGAUUUGGUGUGAUUCAGAGAGCGAGAGAGUCAGAGCCUUAACCGCCGAAGAAACGACGAGUGCGAAGAGACGGAAAGUCGGAACGAUUGAUGAAACGGAUUUGGACGAUGGGCGCGACGGACGGUCCGGCAGGAAGAGAGCGGUUGAGAGAGACGACAGCCCUCCAGUUGACCUCAUCGUUCUUGGUGUCGACUUCAAAACGACUGACGACCAAUUCAAAACGUAUUUUGAGGAGAUAGGCACUGUCGUGUUUUGUGAGGUUCGUGAGACUGCAGAUAAGACGGUGUGAAGAGGUGAAAUGGCAAUAUUUCCUUGAAUCGAAGUUUCGCUUGAAAGCACCCUAAAUGACAUUUGCAGAUAAAACGAAAACCGGAUGGUGGUUCCAAGGGGUUCGGAUUUGUGCGCAUGGCGUCACUCGAUGAGCAGAACAAAGUGCUCGCCAUCCCUCAGCACAUGAUCGACGGUCGUAGGUGCGACAUCAAAGUACCGGAUGGAAGGGUAAGAGCAGACUCUCUCUUGAGUCGUCUGUGAACAAAAUGAAAAUUUUAGGAUAAGCAAGGGAGACCGGCUAUUAGCCGCAUUUUCAUCGGGCGCCUCACGGACAAAGUGGACGAAAACAAGCUGCGUGAAGUGUUUGGCGACGAAGCUAAAAGCUACGUCGAAACGGCAGUCGUCACCGAUGUUUUUAUUCCGAAGCCGUUCCGAGGUUUCGCCUUUGUGACUCUCUCCAGCGCCGAAGCGGCUGAACGUAUCGUAACGUAAGACCCCUCGAAAAAAGUUGAAAAUAUUCUUGAUUUCCAGAAAGGGAUCUCUGACAAUAUGCGGUUUGUCUGUCGGGCUGAGCAUCGCGCAACCACGAGAAGAGAGCAAUUCGUCCGGACCAGAUUAUGGCCUUCCGGCUGGAUACCGAAGCAGACGAGAGCGCGACAGAAACGAGAGAAGACCGCCGUCGGUAACAGUCCCAAACAUGUGAUCACUUCAUGAUUACUUUAUUACAGUCUGUCCAUGUGGAGCCGUUCGCCUCCCCAUACACCAGGGACCUCUUCCGUUCGUCACAACCCGGCUCUCCGUCUGAGCGUCGUUAUUGGGGAUCCGAACCGCCUCGUCCCUGGUAG